GUGUGUGUGUGUGUGUGUGUGUGUGUGUGUGUGUGUGUGUGUGUGUGUGUGUGUGCCAAACCAUUUACAUUGAAUUUUACUUGGUUUCACUGUAUACAUUCUUAAUUUCUUUCCUGUUGCUUCAAAUCACUUUUUUGGCAAUGGAAUUUUUUUUUUUCUUUUUUCACUUUACAAUUAAUUGAUUUUUGGAAUGUGGGCCAGCAUUUAUCCUAUUUUUAAUAUGCCAUACAGUCUCAGCUUCUAAUCCCAUGAUUGUUGUUGUUCAGAGGAGAUUAUCUAAUAUUCUAUAAAAAGGUAAGUACUGUACAAAGACUCAUUUUUGUGCUUUAAGCUACAAAUGUUGAAUGUUGGAUAUUUUUUUAAACCAGUUGUAAUAUUCAGUUCUGCCCAGUAACCAGUAUGUAAAGUCAACAUACGUUUCUGUUCCCUUGCAAUCCAGCUCUCAGAAUGAGGAAGUGCUUUGAAUUGAGAUAAAAACAGGUUCUACAAGGCUGUAUAUACUGUACUGUACAGUAUACUGUAUACUGUAUAACGUAGGUUUUUAUCCUCUGCUGUUCAAUACCUUAUCAGGGUAAGAAGUUUUUUAUAAUUUAUUUUUCUUGGUGGAUCCUAGCACCAGAUUGUGAAAGAUGAAUAGAUGUAUUAAAUAAAUAUAGAUAUGGGAUAAGAAUGUUUUAUAUACAAACAUGAAACAAAGCUCCUUGCAAGAAAAUGACUUCAGUAGAAUAGUAGCACAAGUGAUCACAAAUAAAACCCAAUGUACAAGUUUGGAGGAAUUUACAAAUUGUGUUAACACAACCAGGUUGGAUUUUAUUAUUCAAUACAGAAAUAAGCCUUUUGAACGUUAAUUUUAAAGGCUAAUAAAUGUAUUUAGUGUGUAGUUAAUGGCUUUAAUGAAUAUAUCUCAGUCUAAUUUUUUUAUUUUUUUAUUUUUAUACCUCGUCAGAAGUCACCAUGAGGACACUGGAUGAAAUAGACCAGCUGAAGCAGACUAGGUUCGGUCAGCAUCAGAAAAGUCAUGGCCUAAAGCUGCUGUACUGGUUUGCUAAAGACUGUCUCACUGUUGCUCAGAACAAUGCUUUGCAAUUGCGUUGUUAUCCUGUGAAUGGAGAUUUUGGGUUCCACCCAUUUGAGAACAGGUAUGAAAGAAAUGGUGAGAAACUUCUGCCUGAUGUGACAUUCCCUUACUAUGAGUUGGGAAAUCUGAGCAAACCAGCAGCGUCUAACCUGCCUCUUUAUGUCCGGGAACAUUAUAGAAGCAACAACAAGAUGAGUAACAAGGACCGCAUCAUAGUCGGAAUUAACAAGAAGCUGUUGAAAACACUUUUUGUUACUGAGCACAUUGAUCGGUCAAAUUUCGACAAACAUGCCACCUACCAAAUCAGCAGACGCCUUAUUAUGAUUAUCCGGGGUCUGAGCUUAGACGACUUUCUUCUGAGAAUCACAUCAGCCACCGAGACUUCAAGAAACCAAGACACUCGUGUGAUAAUUGAGGGCAAUGAUGAAUCUACCAGCAUGGUUGGUGCACCGAGUCGUUGCAGCUGUACCAUACUUUAGAAAAAAAGCUGGGGAUCACAUUUGGCUUAAAUCUCUCAAUAUAGCAAAUUAUCUUUCAUCAAUAAAAUGUGUAUAAUUAUAUUAUAUGGUUUAUUUGAGUAGUUUUAGAGUUUAACAAGUUUUAGAGCUUAUUUAAUUUUCAGAAUAAUUGAAAUGAAUCUGACUUUCUUCACUUAUGAUAUACGGUACACCUGUCUGUUCUUAGCUUCUGAUGUUCUGUACUUGUUCUGGUUUUCUCCUAUCUUAGUUUUAGCUAUUAUCUAAUUAUCUAAUAUCUUGUGGUGUUUGCGGUUAGAGAAGAAUUACACUGUGCUGUCAUGUAUAUGUGGUGGUAAUAGGAAAGGUUUCUAUGCCUCAAUUUCAUACACACAUCAUUAUAAAAAAAACAAAAACUAAAUAAACUGUCUCUUUUAUUAUAACUUGGCUCUUGGUCUC
Messenger RNA from Tachysurus fulvidraco (yellow catfish), 1992 nucleotides. RefSeq lists its product as uncharacterized. Lineage: Eukaryota; Metazoa; Chordata; Actinopteri; Siluriformes; Bagridae. The transcript has a single exon. Bases 955 to 1557 code for a protein of 200 amino acids. The record is from RefSeq and is a predicted model, not a curated record.